UUGGAAAGAGAAAUUCCCUCUUUUGGGCUAAGUAAAAACCCUACAGGACCUAUUUUCUGCAAUUCUUUCUACAAAUAGCAAUUCAUAAAUACAGAAAACAUUGAUUGAAUUCUGCAGAUUCUAAUCGGUGCUUAGCUUGUUUACACUCACGAAUCAGUUUGGAAUCAAUUAUUUUUUUUGCCUGCCUCUCCGUUUCUCGCUUCCCAUUUCAGUACGAGCAAGUUUGAUAAUCCAAUCCUCCAUUUUCUUGCUGAUUUCUGGUCAAGAUAUUUGCGCGUGUGAAUUUAUUGAAGAUAAUUUUUUUUCGGGUGGGAGAACGAAAACUGGGUUCAGCAUGCGUGGAUGGGAAUCGGACCCACUGUUCGCCGCUGCCGAAGUCGUUCAAGACUCUGCCGACCGUGUACACUGUACCGGGGGACAAAAUGAGGAUUCAAGUUGAAUUGGUGGAUAUCAUGAUACAAGAGAACAGAAGUAAUGUUGGAAGGAGAAUAAAAGUUGAUGUUUAGAGAAGUGUGGGGAAGACUGGCUCUUCUCUUGUUUCGUUUUUGGGGAUAUGUAGCUCUUUGUUGCAGAUGUGGCACUGCUAGUUUUAAAUCUGUCAUUAUAAGUCUUACUUGGGCUAUUAAGGAUGGAGUCAAUAUUUCGCCUUCUAUUGCAUGAACAAAGUCUUGUUCAAGGGCAUCAUACAGAUGGAAAACUCCUGAGCUCCAUUGAACAUCAUAGGCGUGCUCUUGCCACCACUCUAGAAACAGCAAAAUGGCAGCUUGAAGACUUUGAGAGAGAGGUAACUGUGUCAGCCGUAACUGACAAGUCCUGGGUGAAGCAAAAUAUGGUUGAAAGGCACAUGCAAUUUAUUGCUGCUAUUAGACAACAAAUAAUCCUUGUGGAACAAAGCAUGAAUACAUCAGUGAGAAGCUCAGUGCGGAAUAUGAACUUGAAUGAACAAGAUAGAGAUGGAUUGGCAUUGUUUCUUUCAGGUGGAAAGCCUGUUAAACACAUUGCCGACCAGGAAUCAGAGGAUAACAAUACUUUGAGAAGGUUUCUUGAUCCUGCGGUGUCAUCAAGUUCUAAGGAAGAUAUUGAUGAGAAGAAAGCUGGUGAAACUAUGAGUUUAAAUGCGAACGAGAUUGUAUAUUCAGACCAUAAUAUGGAGUUGAAGGAGAACUUUCCAACAAAACUGGAUUUGGGACCUUCAACUUCUGGUCACGAUGCUAACUAUGGCAGAUGCGAAGAAGAAGGGACUUGGGAUUUGGAAUCUAAUGAGGCAAAAGGUAGAAGUUACUUGCAGAAGAAUAAGCUGGGAGGUUACUGGCGGAGAAUGAACAUUUCUAGGUCCUUGGGAAAUUUCUUUGCCAUGCAUAAGAGUAGGGCUAGCAGAAGCUUCACGAAGAGGUUAAAAGAUGGGGAGGAACAGAGCAUCAAUGUUCACCCUGGCAUGCAGAGAUAUCUCGCUCAACUUAGGUCAGCUUUUGGGAGCAGCAAUUUUCAUUUGUCAUGUUCACAAUCUGCUCAAACUGCACAAUCAAGUUGCUGGAUUCAGGAUCAUAGAGAAAAAUGUCAAAGAUCUUUGCAUUGUAUCCAAGCCAAAUAUCAUCCUGCACUAAUUAUAUUGGCGAUGCUCUUGAUACUAUUAACUUUAAGUAUGGUGCUGUCAUAAGUUGCUCGAGAAGUUAUGAGUGGCACUGUGUGGCAGGAUGGUGAAAAUUCAUUGUGGAUGCAUUCUCAGGGUGGUUUUACCAUUUGGGGUGGUUUUAUUGUUCAUUGCACUGCUUGUCAACGAUGUUCUCUUGUUGAAAAUGGGUUCCUAUUGAUACAUGUACUUGCUGAUAAGUUCCUAUUGAUACAUGUACUUGUUGAAAAUAGCUUUACCAUUUGGGGUGGUUUUAUUGUUCAUUGCACUGCUUGUCAACAAUGUUCUCUUUUCUGUACUUUGUUCUCAGUCCUGCAAAGCAAUUUAUGCAGGAAAGAACAUAUAUAUGUUUCAAACUGAAAUUGAUUUAGCACAACAACAAUCGGUGGACCAAGUUAUGGGUGAUUAUGCGA
Sesamum indicum (sesame) is the source of this 2043-nucleotide messenger RNA. RefSeq lists its product as uncharacterized. NCBI's taxonomy places the organism in Eukaryota, Viridiplantae, Streptophyta, Magnoliopsida, Lamiales, Pedaliaceae. Gene Ontology annotation, cellular component: membrane. The record is from RefSeq and is a predicted model, not a curated record. Gene Ontology annotation, biological process: Golgi vesicle transport.